This is a messenger RNA of Brassica rapa (field mustard), 8666 nucleotides long. RefSeq names its product annexin D5. NCBI's taxonomy places the organism in Eukaryota, Viridiplantae, Streptophyta, Magnoliopsida, Brassicales, Brassicaceae. Gene Ontology annotation, biological process: response to salt stress; response to cold; response to heat. The record is from RefSeq and is a predicted model, not a curated record. Gene Ontology annotation, molecular function: calcium-dependent phospholipid binding; calcium ion binding; phosphatidylserine binding. Gene Ontology annotation, cellular component: plasma membrane; cytoplasm.
GAAAUAAAAUAUUUUAAAUUUUUAGAAAGAUUUUGUUACAUUUUUUCUCAACAUUUUGUUAUAACUAAAAAUAAAAUUUAAAUUUACAGUUAAAAUUGAUGUAUUAUUAAUAUCUUUAUAUAUUUAAUAGAUUAAUAUAAAUAAUUAAAUAAAUGUAAUUAAUGAAAUGGAUCUAAUAAGGCUAGUAUGACAUUUUUAUGGUAGAUAAAAAUGGUACUUCUCUUUUAAUAGAGAAGAUUUCGGCUAAUCAAUCCAAAAAUCCAAAAAUUUGUUUUCGCAUCUAAAUUAGAUAUGAAUUUGGUCAACUUUCACUGCUCUUUAAUUAGUUAAAGGUAAGCAAAACGAGCCCAUUUGUAAGCAUCAAAACAUAAAAGUUCCCCGAUUUUCAUUUUUAAAUCUCUAAUUUGUUCUCUUAAAUUUUGUCAUUCCUCAGUCGUUUGUUGCAACAAAUAACAGAUUGUUCUUAUGUUUCAUUCUCGGGUUGUUUUCAUUUUUUAUUUUAUUUUUGUACGUACAGUCGGGUUGUUUUCAUAAGAACAGAAUCCCAUGUAUUUUUUGAUGAUCGAACAGUCUUGGAAGUAGGUCGAUCACAUGACGUCUUAAUGGAAACUCCAGCAGAUACAAACUUUCAAAUUUUGUCCUAGCUAGUAGAACAGAAAGACGCCUUUCAGUGGAGUUACUAAAGCACUUCUCCUUUACUGCCAUAGAAAUAUUGAUCUUUCGUGAUCGAAUUUUUUUGUAAUGAAGGGAAUUUGUUAAAUUCAGGUUUACUAUGAGCUUUCAACUCAAAACUAAUUGGCAAUUAGUGGAUUCAUCACAACCCUUUAUAUAUUACUUAAUGUCCCAUUGAUUUUUCAAUGUGGGAUACAUAUCCCUUAAUAUCCCUCCUCGAGAUGAUGGCUUUUAUCGGCCAGAAAUCUCGGAAACUUUUUAAGACAGUUAUACUCGGUCGAGCGAAUCAAUUACGACCUAUAUACCCGGUCGGGUACGGUUAAUAUUAAUUAGGGGUUUAACUUACUAGGAUCUGGGCUCUGAUACCAUGUUAGAUUCGGGUUUAUUAUAGGCUUCCAACUUAAAACCAAUUGACAGUUAGUGGAUUGACCUUAACCCUUUAUAUAUUACUUAAUGUCCCAUUGAUUUUCUAAUAUGGGAUACAUAUCCGUUAAUAUCCGUUAAUAGAAUUGGUCGUUUUCCCAAAGAUUUAUCCUACUCAUGACUCAACGUUAUGACCUUGUCAAGCCAGUUUGUUCGUGUUAUCCAUUUGGUUCUUAUCAGUUUGAUAUGAAAAGAUGUUGAUCUAAUUAUAAGUAACGUUAGUAUUUAUAAAUAUGAAUUAAUGUGGUAUAAAAGAACACAUAUAUAAUUAGAUGAGGUAUAAUGACAAAAUCAUUAUAUUUAUUCUGUUAAAAAAAUAUAAUGCAAGAUUUAAUAUGUGGUAUACACAGAGGAUUAAUGAAAAUGUAAAAAUAUAGAACAUAUGAAUCUAAGAUAUGAAUGGUUUAUGUAAUACUCCCUUCGUUUUAUAAUACAUGACGUUUUAGAGAAUUUUAUUUCCAAAUUAUAUGACAUUUUUAAUUUUUUAUACAAAAUUUAUUAACAACUAAUAUUAUAUGACCAAUGAUAUUAUACAUUCUAUUUUUUUAUUUUUUGAAUUGUGGUGAAAUAAAUAAUUAAUGAUGUUAUUGUUUAAAAUAUAUAAGAAACUAAAUGUGUGCACAAGACAAAAAAAUCAUGUAUUAGGGCAUUUCCAACCCAAUUCUAUUUUUCACUUUAAAAUAGAGUUUAUAAUAAAAAUGCUCUAAUGUUACAUUAUUUCUCACUCUAUAAUAGAGUAAAGGUUUACUCUAAAUAUAGAGUAACUUGUUUUUUUUUCAUCAUUCUAUUUUAUACUCUAAAAUAAAGUACCAUUGGAGCAAACUUAAAUUAUAUUAUAGAGUUAUUCUAAUUUAGAGUAAAAAAUAAAGUAAACCAUCGAUGAUCUGGAGAAAGUGCAUGUAACUUUUACAAAUAAAGUUCAUAUCUUGUUUUGCAUGUCAAUUAAUAUACAGAUCAUAUACGUCAGUUUGGUAAAGUAAUCAUUUGACUAGUAUUAAAUGAAAUUAUAUACGUUAUCUAUUAUUUUCUAUUUGACUUCAAUUUUGUUUAAAUUUGUAACUUUUUUUUUUUGAGAAAGGGCUUUUAAUUUUUUUUUAACUCUUUAAGAUUAUAUAUGACAAUAUAAGCAAUCAAUUGUUUAAUAACAUAACCGCAUUUUAAAGGUGAUAUAUUAAAAUGUAAUAUAUUUUUCCUCCUUUUGGUCAAAUAUAUUUUACCUCUUUAAGGUGACAAUAUCUGAGUUUUGAUUUCAGUAUAACACUAUAUAUAGGCAAUUUGACCAAUAGAACAAACAUUACAUCUUAACUAAGAUCGUCUAAGAUAAACGAAAGAUGAUUUCUAAGACCAUUUUCGUAUGCAUAUUCGUCUUCUCCUUCUUUGCUCUACAUCAAUGCAACCAAAUGGAUGUUGGAGAAAUAGAGAGCAAGCUCGUUAUUCCAAAAUGUAUCCAUAGAAGAUGUUCAGAUCAAGGCUUUUUCCAAAGAGAUUGUUGGUGCUGUAUGAAAGAUCGAACGCUCCCUUGUUUCAAAGAACAAAUUGAUUGCGAUUCAGAUAGGCGUUGUCCUCCUAUACAAUUAAGACUUUAGAAAAUCAAUGUAAUAUUAUUAUUUUUUCAAAUCUAUAUAAAUGCCAUUGUCCAAACAAUAAACCAAUAUAAAUGCAACUAACAAACUAUGAUUUUAGCCUAUUUGAAAUCAUGAAACAUUUGCGGUUCAUUUGAGAUGAAUAAAGGCAAUUUGUUCUAAAACGCGGCUGCCGUGACCGGCUUUGUGGCGUUUAAGGGCUCGAUGGUUCCCGGACCUCUCGAUUUGGUCCAAAUUGGUGAACUAGGCGGAGUUAAUAGAAAAAAUCGUUUUUUGUCAUUCUAAGGCUCCGAAUGGUAACUGCGGUUUGAGCGGUGCGGAACAAGCGGUUUACCUGCGGUGCGGUUCUAACAGUUAUAAUAACGUGUAGAUAUAUGAUAUAUAUAGAGAUAUUUGUUACUGUUAACUGCGGUGCAGGGCGGGACGGUUCGUAACAUUCGAAGCCUAAGGCUUAAAAUCUAUUCAUAUAUGAAUAAUAUAUGAGUUUAGAGGGUAAAUUUUGAUUGAAAUGCAAAAAAAUUAAGAUAAUGUGAAUAAUAUCAAUGGCGGCCAUGGAGAAUAUUUGUAGAAACCCUAAUCUAUCAAUGGGGAAGAGGAAUAUUUUAUGGAAAUGUCCUCCAUUUAAUAAAUCAUGAAAAAAGAGAAAAUGUGCCGAGGGAGUAAAAUAUGAACUCGUGGACGCAAAUCAGGGUCCUUACCAUUAGGGUUGGGAUCAGGAUACCCGAAAUUUUUUGGAUAUUCAGAUUCGGAUUUGCAUCCGUCAAAUCUGUGAUUUUGGUAUUCAGAUCCGGAUAUCCGCGAGUAUCUAGAUCCGGCUUCGGAUCCGUAAAAAAAUAUUUUUUUCUAAAAUACUAAAUUUUUUAAACUAAUAUGUAAAUUAAAUAUUUCUACAAAAUUUAUAAAAAUGUAAAUAAAAUUAUAAAAAUUUAAAAUAUAAUAAUAUAAGACUUAUUUUAUGUAUAAAAUAUUAAUAUAUCAACUAUAAUUAUUUAUAAAAUUUAAAAUUUAAUAUAUUUAAAAAAAUUUGGAUACGGGUCCAGAUAUCCGGAUCUAGAUUCAGCGAAUCUGAUAUUUUACUAUCUGGAUCUGAAUCCGGGCACUCUGGAUAUUCUAUUUUUGGAGCGGAUCUGGAUCGGAUCCCGGAUAAUAAGUCUCAGCCCUACUUACUGCCAAACCAUGUUUAUAUCAUUGUUAUGUAUUACAAAUACUUUAAUUAUAUAUACGUUUAUUUAAAAAUAAAAAUAGACAUAAAAUUAAUCUCUAAGUAAUUCCCGAUUAAACGACAACUUUUACAUUAGGUGCUAUACCCAACCGGAGUGUAAGAAUUAACGCCUAACGUAUUUCCGAACGAGGAUCUCAUAUAUAACUAAAAAUUUAGUGAUCGAUCAAAAAAGUUAUAAGCAAAAUCUUAUAUAUUUUAAAUUUUUCUAUUUGUUAUCCAUGCAUAUAAAUUAUAAAAUGACUUGAAACUAAUAAAAAUGAAAUAAUAUAUUAAUUAAAUAUGAACUUAUAUACUUAUGAAUAUUUAUACAUGUGCAAGGGCACGUAAAAACUACCUAGUUACCUAGUAAAUAUAUAAGAAAUAUAACAUAUUAUUAUACUUUUUAAUUAUAAAAAGUUUUGUGGGAAUUGUUUAUAUUGAAGCAUCCAUCGUCACAUUUAACUGAACGAAACAGAGAAUUCAACUCCUGAAACCAAGGUCCAAUGUCCAUUUCCUUGGCAUAUUUCAUAUUUGGCAAAACACAUUUUCCCUAAACUAUUCAACAUCCACAAAUCACCACCACCACCAACAAACAAAAUCCAAAACAAGAUCAAAGAAAUACAAAAAAAAAAUCAAGAAAUUAAGAAGAAGAAAAUCUUAUAACUAUCUUGUUUUGAAUCUUAUUGAAGACGAAAGAGAAAAAAUGGCAACAAUGAAAAUACCAAUGACGGUACCUUCUCCUCGAGUCGAUGCCGAGCAGCUCUUUAAGGCCUUCAAAGGAAGAGGUUGCGAUGCUUCGGUAAUAAUCAACAUCUUAGCUCACCGCAAUGCAAUGCAACGAGCUCUCAUCGAACAAGAAUACGAAACAAAGUUCUCAGACGACCUUCGCAAACGUCUCCAAUCCGAGCUUCACGGUCAUCUCAAGAAAGCCCUUCUUCUGUGGAUGCCUGAAGCAGUAGAGCGAGACGCUUCAAUACUGAAACAAGCACUGAGAGGAGCCGUGACUGAUCACAAAGCGGUCGCUGAGAUUAUAUGUACACGCUCUGGCUCUCAGCUUCGUCAGAUCAAACAGGUUUACUUAAACACUUUUGGUGUCAGGGUCGAACAAGACGUUGAAUCUGAAGCUUCUGGAAAUCACAAAAGAGUUUUGCUCGCUUAUUUGAACACUACACGGUAUGAAGGACCAGAGAUCGAUGACAAGAUCGUAGAGAAUGACGCUAGGGUUCUCAAGAAGGCGGUUGCGAGGAAGCACAAGUCUGAUGACCAGACAUUGAUUCAGAUUUUUACAGACCGAAGCAGGACUCACCUGGUCGCUCUUAGAUCUACCUACCGUUCGAUGUUCGGCAAAGAACUUGGAAAGGCCAUUAGGGAUGAGACACGUGGGAACUUCGAGCAUGUCCUUCUGACGAUCUUACAGUGUGCUGAAAACUCUUCUUUCUAUUUCGCAAAGGUAAACCUAAUCUCAUGUUUCUUGAACUAUAAGAAACAGUUUUUUUUAGAGGUUAGAAGCAGUAUGACAAAUGAAACUCUGCAGGCGCUGAGAAAAUCGGUGAAAGGGUUAGGAACAGAUGACACGGCGUUGAUUAGAAUGGUGGUGACAAGAGCAGAGGUUGAUAUGCAUUACAUUGUUUCAGAGUAUCGCAAGAGAUACAAGAAGACUUUGUACAAUGCUGUUCAGUCUGAUACAAGUGGUCACUACAAAACUUUUCUCCUCUCUCUUCUUGGCCCCAACGUUUGAUCUUAUGUAUCUAUAUAUAUAUACCCAAACCUUCACAUUCAUUCUUGGAGUAUUUUUUUAUAUAUCUAUAUAUCAUUCAAUAAUUCUUGUAAAAAUAUCUUGAAAGGAAGAUAUAAUAUGUUCAACAAAGAGCAAUUGAAAAGCUAUGUUUUGCAGACAAGAGUAAUCACUUCAAGGUUGGUUGUUAACUGUCUGAUACAUUUUCCAUUGAGGCAAGGAUGAUAAGAGCUUCUUGAGUAGCUUACAAGUAUAGUCUUCCCAAGAGGUAAUCGCGGCUGAUAUAUCCCUCAAGUCAAGUGAAUCCUUGUGUUGCUCAUUGAAGCAUGAAAACUGAUUUCAGUGGAUUGAUAGUUUCUAACUGAGGCUGGGACAUAGCUGCCAGCUCGUCUACGGGGUCAUUUUCGACCCUGGAAGCUUUGAGCUCAGAAACCUUCCAGUGGUGGAACUGAACAACCUGUUAGCCGUGUUAAUAACUAACGGCCUUGGAGAAACUCACGUGAAGUUCGGUUUUGAACAUAUGAUUAAGAGAGUAGUAACCUGAAGAGCAUGAAGAAUGUUGGUAAAUUUUCGGGUGAGCAGCUCUCCUCCUUUAGCUAUUUGUAUUGACCCCAUGAGUUGUUCAGAGGCAUCUAGAGAAGGAUCUUUGUCUUCUUGACUUGUACAUCUAAACCAAGAAGAUGCAACCUCGCAACGCAGACAUCAAAACAUAGGUUUUGAUUAGCAUCUUGAUGAUGACAGAACCAGUACAUGUUAGCGGAAGCAGGUACAUUGAUGGAGACAAAAUUCAAGUGAUAUGUGCAUUGGGAACGACGGGAAACAAGAUUAGAAUCUUCGUCAUGGGAUGAAUCCUGGCUAAACCACACUGCAAGAGUUAAUCUUUCUCCAUCUGUUACCUGUGAUCACCCAUCAGUUACUUACAUGGAAGUCAUAAAAACAAACAAAGGAGGCUGUAUUAAUAACCCGAAUGAAUAUUCCGAUCAUCAGCUGUGUACAUGACAACAUCCUGGUCAAGACAACCAAAUAUAAGAACCCGAAUUCCAAACUGACCAAACUAAUUUACAAAUCAGUUCAAUAUAUAUCAUUUUUGGAUCAAUUUGUAUCCAAUCGGUUUUCAAAUAAAAAUCGAACCAAACAAAUAUCCAUAAAUUUGAAAGGGUAUGAUCUAAUAGGUAAAAUGGCUAUUACCGGACCGGAUUAUCACUUCCAGUUCAAAUUUUUGGUUUGGUUUUAGUUUAGAGUUUCCCGUCCGAUCAGUUCCAGUUUGGGAUGUUUGGGUAAAUUGUAACUGGUUUAGGACUUAAAGUAUCUCUAAUGUAUACUUUUAUAAUUUUCUCUAAAAUAGAGAUUUUUAUUAUAAAAGUGAAAAUGCUCUAAUACAUAUAUCUAUAAUAGAGUUUCUCUAUUUUAAAAAGACAGUUACUUUUUGCCAAGCGGAUAAAGACUCUAAACCAAGCGGUUCAACAAGUAUCAAAUUCAAAAUUUCUACCAACUAGUCCAAUCGUUGCUAUCCAAAUCCCUCUAACUCUAUGAUCCAACACAUCUAUACUAUAUUAAAAGGGAUAUAUGAGCUCCAUUGAGCCUAUCCACGUCACCCAAUUAAAUCAACCAAUCAUACAAUUUUAAUGAUCCACGUCAUCAUCAACACCAAGCCAGCAAGUCAUCUUCUCCGUUUUGUAUAUCGGGCACGAUUUUUUUCACUCCUAUACGACUUCUCUCCUCCCUCCUCCUUCAAUUAAUCAUCCUUUAAACACAGUAACGUUUCAUGGUUCAGCUUCUCCUCUAUUGCUAUAUACAAGCCGUAUUUUUUAUUUUUGGUUCUGUCUCAAUAUAUUCCUUUGCUCACCACUUCCAUGGUGAUACCAUUGCUAUGAAGCCGGGAAUGGAAAAUUGAAGUAGGUUGUACAUAUAUUUAUAAUUAUUUGAUCCAACUUCCUUUCUCCAUCGUCGUCUUUUUAGGAUUUUGGAUUAUUCUUCUCCUUUGGAUUGCGUUUCUAAAUAAAUCUUCAAUUGGAGUUCCAGUGAUCGAAAUUGGCGUCGAAAUCAUCAACCCUUUAGACUCUUUGAAACCUAAUUAUGAUAUCGGGCACAAAGUAUGUAUCUUUAUUGUGAUUACAAUCGUUUGUUCUGAUUUUAGAAGAUUUAGAGAGUGAAAGUUGUGGUCUUUGCGAUGGAGUCAGCUAUAGAAAUCAGUUCAGACUGUGAUGUUGAGAUACAAGAAACUAGAACCAGCCUCCCUCUUCCCCAUCCACGGUUACCUCCUUGAGGUUCUCGCUUAUCCAUUGUUAUUUGUUUUGCUGAGGGAGUUGUCAAGUUAGUUUACGUAGCUUGUGCUGUGUGUUUUUGAUCUUGCAGGCUCUCAUAGAAGGGAACUCUCUGCGCUGGGACCUCUUCCAAUGCAAAUGGUCUCGCAAGAGUGGGACUUCCACUAUCCUCUUCACGCAAUGGGUUUGAAGCCAAGCCACUAACUAAUGGGCACAUCGGAUCUCAACAAGAUGUUAAAGAUGUUAAAAGGGUACUUCCUCCAUAUCUUACUCGGCCUCCUAUGCCGUUGAGACCGGAUAUUGUCGGUACGAGUAAUGGGAACGGGAGUCACUUUCGUGGGUUUAUAUUGCUACUCCAGCUGUGUCAGUUCCAGGCAACAACGGUAACUUUGGUGGUGGUUAUGGUGGGUUCCAUGAUGGGAUGGGGAUGGGGCGUGUCAUUAAUGGCGAUCGGUUGUUUCCUCCAUCUGGGGCGCAUGGAACAGCUGCUUCUACCUCGCAUUUCAAUGGUGGAAGUGAUCCGUUGCAUAGGAAUGGCAUGGGUGAAGAUAGGAGUUCGGAGAAUGACGAGAGGCUCAUCUAUCAGGCUGCACUACAUGUUUUUAUCAGUAUCCCAGCUCUUGUGUAGUUCACAUACUCUUUUGCCUUUGGUGGUUUUAAUACUAUGUUCUAUGUGCAAUGCACUUCUCUCUUUCACCAGAUCUUUGUCCGUUGGAACUUAUUUUAAACCAUUAUGCCAGUGGUACUGAAUUACUGCAAUGAAUGAAUGGACUAGGCUUGUUUCUUUA